Paramuricea clavata is the source of this 3167-nucleotide messenger RNA. Lineage: Eukaryota; Metazoa; Cnidaria; Anthozoa; Malacalcyonacea; Plexauridae. The record is from the annotation of a GenBank genome assembly.
AUGGCUUGGCAUAGCGAUGAAGCUGUUGAGAACAAUCUCAAAAAAUGCUAUGAAGUUGAUAUUGAUUGGGAUUUAGUCCCAAAAAAGCUGCAAGAUGUAAGUAUUCAUUGUUUUCUAACAAUACCUACGCAGCACAGUGGUUAUGUGUUUGUUUGAUAUUCUCCUCAGCUCUAACUAUUGUUUAAACAUCCUUUUUUCCUUUAUUACAACAGCUUUGUGAAUUCUGGGGCAAAACCAUGAAGCAACGCAAAACUACUGUUUUACUUGGCAUCUUGUCUCUUGUUUCUCUCAUGCUGGGGCACGCAUCACUUCAUGUGAAAGAUGGUUGGGAAGAACCUAUUAACCAACCCUAUAACAUCGUGCCAGAGCCUACUGCCCAGCCUCUUUACUUUGCCACCGCGUAGCUUUCAAAUGACGUCAUUUCGCCAUCGGUAAAAUUUCUGUCCGACCGUAAACAAGCUUGUCCGAUGGAUCCGAUCGAUCGAUCGGACCAUCUGACAUUUGCCACUAACAUCGUGCCAGAGCCUAUUGCCCAGCCUCUUUACUUUGCCACCGCGUAGCUUUCAAAUGACGUCAUUUCGCCAUCGGUAAAAUUUCUGUCCGACGGUAAACACGCUUGUCCGAUGGAUCCGAUCGAUCGAUCGGAAAACCUGACAUUUGCCACUAGCAUCGUGCCAGAGCCUACUGCCCAGCCUCUUUACUUUGCCACCGCGUAGCUUUCAAAUGACGUCAUUUCGCCAUCGGUAAAUUUUCUGUCCGACCGUAAACACCCUUGUCCGAUGGAUCCGAUCGAUCGAUCGGACCACCUGACAUUUGCCACAAACAUCGUGCCAGAGCCUACUGCCCAGCCUCUUUACUUUGCCACCGCGUAGCUUUCAAAUGACGUCAUUUCGCCAUCGGUAAAUUUUCUGUCCGACCGUAAACAAGCUUGUCCGAUGGAUCCGAUCGAUCGAUCGGACCAUCUGACAUUUGCCACUAAUAUAGCAUCGUUUAAAACAUGGACACUUAGAGAAAAAAACAUUGGAAAAGUAUAACGGUCCGACUUAUUUGUCAUGCGUGACUGUUCCAAUAGUUCUUAUAUUUAUGUUAUGAAUUAAUAUCACGUUAUGCUCUAUUUGUCUACGUGUAUUUCUCCAUCGGACAAGCUUUUUUCCGACGGUAGACAUUUUUGUCCAUCGGAUCAAUCGGUAGCACAUGUAUGAUGGAUUUCUCCAUCGGACUCCGAUCGUGGGUAUUGGACAUCAAUCCUGAAGCCGGGCAUUUCUUUGUGGGUCUGGGGGCAUGUGGUUGCCCUCUCGAUUUUUAAAAUUUUUGUGUCUUUGAAAAAUGGCAUUUCCAGCAUUUUGGGAGUAAUUUUGAGCAAAUGUAGUUAUAAACAUGUUUUUAAUGGCAUGCUAACAACAUUGAAUUUCUAUAACUAUUUUUUUGCUGACCCAAAUGGGAAAAUUGCGACCGCAAGGUAAUUGGGAAAACCGUGUUUAAUGCGGAAUUUUUGACUGUAGCUAACACCCUGAUAGGUCUUUCAUAUGAGCACUAUGUACAAGUGUAUAAAUAUACACUUGUAUGUAGUACUCAUAUGAAAGACCUAAAUACUGGACAGCUGUAAUCAAUGAAGUUAAUUUUCAAAUUAUUUGAAAGAUGAUUUCUUUCUUCUUUUAGCCCCAGUAACACCAAGUAUUGAAGACUUAAUGAAGAAAUCCCUCACACUGGACAAUCAAUCUCCAAGCUCUGGCAAGAGAUUCGAGAAACCCAAAAUAACAAAAACAAUCAAAGCCCAGCCGAGUCACUUUGCCGAGUCAGUAAAAGCUAGUAAAUUUGAAAACAUAGACUCACUCUCAGAAAUGUUCACUAUCCCGCAAGCUGCUUUAGCACAACCUGUGGAGCGCAGUGUACCAAUAAGCCAUGUGACUGCGAACAGCAGCGAUGAUUGGUCAGAUUUUAGUAGUGCUACAGAAACUGUUUUUCAAGAGCAGAAUCCAUCAACAGGACAUGCCCCUCCAAGUCCAGGACAGAGGCUUUCUUUUUCAUCCAUUCAGAAUCCGUCAUCAGGACAAAGAGACCCAAUGUCCAGUCUAGGGCUUCCAACUUCAGAAUCAACAACAUUCAAUUGGGAAUCCGGGAAUGAGGGUCAUUUUAAUACAUUGCAAGAGCCUAGGGGUGAAAUGGGUACUAUAUUUUCACAAUCUGUUAGUAAAGCACAGACUGGAACUAUGUGGAUACCCCAUGUUCCAAGUGGACCAGAUGGGAUGUUGGUUGGUGUGAAUACACCUGUGUCACAGGGGAACUCUGGACAAGGGAUUCUCAGCAGAAGUGACUUUGGGGAUUUUCAAUCUGACGUUCCAAGGAAUGAUGCCUUGUCUGCAGCUGUCCAAGUUCAAGGUUGGGAACAUUUAGUCACAUGUGAGAACAGUGCUAUUAGUUUGACUCUACCAAGCACUGCAAGUUUACUUCUAGUUGGUACUCCAGUUAAGUUUCCUCCUUUUGUAACACAGAACCAAUAAGGCCCAUAUGGGUAUUACUGUGCCUUUAGUAUAAAGUUAGUUUAGAGUACAGUAGGUUUCCUCCUGUAAUUAUGCUGGAUCAAUAAGGCAAUAAGUUGUUUGGCAUUUACUGGACCUCUGGGGAGAACAGUUUACUGUACAUGUACAAGUGAUAAAGCUAUCCAAAUUAAUAUAAAUAAAAUUAGAUUAUUUAACCCAUUAAGCUGCAGAGCUUCCCCAGUGACAAGUAAAAUCGUAUGGCGUUAGACAAGUAAAAGAAAUAAGUAAGGCGCACUGGGGAGCAUUGCGGCUCAAUAGGUUAAAUUUGAUUAUAGAUAGUUUAUUUUAGGUUUAACUAAGGUUUCUCAUUAUUUUAUUUUAGUUUCUUCUGAGGUUAGCCAAGAAACUCCUGUAGUUGAUCCAGAACAUGCUAUCUAUGGAGUUUCCCUUCCUGACUGGAGUAAAAACACAAACAUGUUGCCUGCUGUCUAUAAACAGAUCCACAAAAUGUGUUCCUCGCCACCUAAUGACACCAUAAGUACUAGCCAAUUAUAUCCCAUCUUGCUGUCAUCUGAUCUACCACGUGAUAAACUGGGCUAUAUAUGGUCAAAGUGCAACAAAGCUGUCCCAGGGGAAUUAAAUGAACAGGAACUGUAUCUUAUUCUUGGUAUGGUUGCUUUGGCUCAG